GAUACGACAGUUAUAAUUUCGAUUUGGCGAUUAAUGGUGAAAAGCAAAGCAAUAUUUACGGAUAAAUUAAAUAUUACGCGUAUUAGGAAAAAACUAAAAUAAAAUAAAAAAAAACAAAACAAAUUAUAAUAAUGAUAAACAAGUUAAAAAUUGUUAGCAAGAUAAUUGUGUAUAUUAUUUUGAUAAUUCCCUGUGUUACGAUUGCAAAUGCAGAACCAGCGAAGGAAGGUAAAAUUGUAGGUGGCUCUUCGAUAAGCAUUUACGAAGCCAAUUAUCAAAUAUCGCUCAGAGUUAAAACCAGGGAAAAAUCACGGGGUUUUGGACGAGGACAUAUUUGUGGUGGAUCGGUAAUUGGACAACGAUUAAUUCUAACAGCAGCCCAUUGUGUACAAAAUUAUGUAGCCAAUGACUUUACGGUGGUAAUGGGCAAUGCAAAUCGUCUUAUACCCGACAAACAGCAAUUGCAAUACAAUGUCCAACAAAUUAUUAAACACUUUGGUUACAAUGCCACCAUUUUUACCAACGAUAUAGCCUUGCUAUUUAUUAAUGGCUACAUACCCUGGGAUUGGCCCACAGUCAAGGCGAUACAACUGAAUACCCAACAAACUCCGGUCAAUAGUCUGUGCAAAAUUAGUGGCUGGGGUGAUAUGGGAAAUGGUCAACUAUCGACGAAUCUUUGGGGUGCCAGUGUACCCAUUAUUUCCUACCAGCAGUGCUAUAAUAGUUAUGGUUUUAUACCUCAAUCCAUGAUUUGUGCUGGCUACAUUUCUCUAGGUGGUGUUGAUGCCUGUCAAGGUGAUUCGGGUGGACCUUUCGUUUGUAAUGGCCUGCUGACGGGCGUAGUGUCGUGGGGUGAAGGUUGCGCUUUGGCCGAUAGACCUGGGGUAUACACAAAUGUUAGUGCAUUUAAUGACUGGAUUGUAAAAGCUAAUAGUACUUUAAAUUAUACUUUAUAUAGUAAUAGCUCUAGAAGUUUAGCUUUAACGAAUUAUGGUAGUAUUUUAUUAAUUGUAAGUUUGUUGUAUUUAUUAAAAUAAAAAGUAUUAAGUUUUUUAUUGUA
Molecule: messenger RNA, 1060 nt
Organism: Calliphora vicina (urban bluebottle blowfly)
Lineage: Eukaryota; Metazoa; Arthropoda; Insecta; Diptera; Calliphoridae
Product: trypsin eta-like
Exons: 4
Coding region: 132-1037 (301 amino acids)
Biological process (GO): proteolysis
Molecular function (GO): serine-type endopeptidase activity
Source: RefSeq, a predicted model, not a curated record